GUGGACGUGGUCGUGGGAGAGGCUUCUAUCGACAAUUUCAAAUUCCCAAAGAUGAGUGUAUGAUCUGCAGAGAAAAAGGACACUGGGCGAAGAACUGCCCCCACCGGCGAGAGGAGGGAGAGACAAGAACUUUCACUGCCGACUGAAAUAGAGAAAGGGAGGAGAUGGCAGACGGGGAGGAGACGACCAAUCAACCCACCGAGGAUCAAAGAAAGGAAAGUGAAUCACACACACACACAGACGCUAAAGCAAUGAAGUAUUCGCUUGCCAAACUAACCGAACACAUACAAACAAGCUACAGCAAUGAAGAACCGCUUGCCAAAUUAACCGCACACACACACACACCAGAUCACACACAACUUUGUGGUACUUAUGUUAAGUACAAUAGUGAUGCUUUUAAGAAAAUGCCACAACUCGAACUGUGUGUUAACGGUCACAAACUUAAUUUCAUGGUUGACUCUGGUGCAGGUUAUUCUGUGGUUAGGACUUCAGAUUUGCCCACAUCUCCUGAGAUGAGUGGUCGCUUUAUACUCUCUCAAGGUGCCAGCGGUGCCACUGUAAAAGAAAACUUCACAAAACCUCUCAAAUGCGCCGCUCAGUUUGACAAACAUCAACAACAUCCCAUAAAGUUUGAACAUGGUUUUCUGUUGUCUCCCUGUUGCCCAAUUAAUCUAUUAGGAAGAGAUUUGAUGAUUGUGUUAGGCCUCAACUUAGUAUCCUCCUCUGAAGGAGUGACGGUUACACACAAUUCUUCUUCACCCACAUUCACAAUGUCUCAGACCACACAUGAGCAGAUGUUUGCAUAUCAGUGGCAACUUCCUAUAAAUGCCUCCACUGAUCUGCUCUCCACGUCGCACUCUCUUGUCACUCCUUUUUCGGAUUUCAUGCACACUGAUUCAUUGCAUUGCACCUCACAUGUGACAAGCACAGUAGAUCACGUUUAUGAAUCUCUGUUUUUGCCUUUUUCUGACGAUUCUCUGAAAGUGUCCAAUGUUUUUUGGUCUGGUUCCAGAAGUGCAGCUUUCGUCUCACUCACUGACCAACAGUUGGCACUGUUUCACGUCUUGAAUUCCAGCCCUCACAUCCCGCUCUCCAAGUCUCAUGAUGACAAGUGGCAAGACUUAGGCCCAUUUGUCAGAUCAUGCCAGGCUGCCGUUGAUUGGCAACCCACAACCAGGCCUGACGUAAUGUAUUCCCCCAGUCUGAGUGCAUUUGAUCUAAAAAUGUCUCCAACCCUCUGUUGUCCAGCCACACGCUCAUUUGUUGUGACUGAAAAUCACCUUCAUUCUUAUGCAAUGUUGUCUAGCCCCUCUGACAUUUCUCCUUUACUUUCAGAUCUGCCUGAAACACUGUGGGCAAAGGACAAAUAUGAUGUGGGCCUCAUCAGAAACUGUGAUCCAGUCAAAAUCACUCCAAAAUCUGAUUACAGGCCAUGUAAACAACAAUAUCCACUCAGACAAGAAGCAGUGGAGGGGAUACGUCCUGUUUUUGAAUCCUUUUUGCAGGCUGGAGUAAUUGUCCCCUGCCCUGAUUCACCGGUCCGCACUCCACUGUUCCCAGUUAAAAAGAUCAGAGACAAAGGUCAACCUACUGAGUGGCGGUUUGUGCAGGAUUUGAAGGCUGUGAAUGAUGCUGUAAUUUUUCGAUCGCCUAUUGUUCCCAACCCAUACACACUGCUUUCCCAAAUUCCGCCUAAUGCAGUGUGGUUUUCGGUUGUAGAUUUAUCCAACGCUUUUUUUAGUGUUCCUGUCCACAAGGACAGCCAGUACUGGUUUGCUUUUAAUUUUGAAAACAAGGCCUACACGUUCACACGCUUAUGUCAGGGCUACUGUGAGUCUCCGUCAUUGUACAAUCAGGCUCUCAGGAACAGUCUUGAACCCCUCAUCCUCACUCCGGGUUCAGCUCUCUUGCAGUAUGUUGAUGAUCUACUAAUUGCCAGUCCCACACAGGAGCAAUGUGAAACAAAUACGAUCGCUUUGCUGAGGCAUCUGGCUCGUGAGGGCCAUAAAGUCAGUCUCAGCAAACUACAGUUUGUACAACAAACUGUCACGUUUCUGGGUCAUGUCGUCACCAAAGAUGGCAAAUCCCUGUCUGAUAAGAGAGUAGAAGCUAUUGUUAACAUGCCAAAACCCUUGACGAAGAAACAACUCAUGUCAUUCAUCGGCACAUGCUCUUUCUGUAGAACGUUCAUUCCUGACUUUGCUCUUCUUGAAGCCCCCUUAGGUGCUCUGUACCACGGCAAAUCACUCACUCCUCAUGAACGUGUCGUUUGGACUCCAGAGGCAGACGAGGCAUUUGUCACACUGAAGAAGACGCUGCAGCAAUCUCCCACUCUUGCUCUCCCUAACCCUGACAAACCUUUUGUUCAGGCUGUGGAUGAGAGAGACCGCUGCAUGACUUCCGUCCUCCUUCAGUCGCAUGGUGACAAGUUUCGCCCUGUCGCCUACUUCUCUGCCAAACUUGAUCCGGUGGCAGCUGGCCUUCCACGUUGUUUGCGUGCAGUGGCCGCAUGUGAAAAAGCCGUUCUUGCCUCACGAGACAUAGUAGGUUACUCUGACUUGACACUCCUUGUUCCUCAUGCUGUGUCUCUCAUUCUUACAGAACAGAAGACCUCACAUCUCUCUGCUGCUCGCUGGUUGCGGUAUCACACUGUUCUUCUUGACAUGCCCAACAUCACAGUGAAACGCUGUUCAACUUUGAACCCAGCCACACUUCUUCCGCUUCCGGAUGACGGGGAAGAACACAACUGUGUGGCUGAACUUCAAGUCCAGUGUUCCCCACGACCUGACCUCUUUGACGAACCUCUUUCUAACUCUGACUUGAUUCUGUAUGUCGAUGGGUCUGCCUCACGUGACCCUGUCUCUGGUACUAACUGUGUUGGUUUCUCUGUUUGUUCAGAUAGCGAAGUCCUCGUCUCGAGUUCUCUUCCUCAUCACCUCUCAGCACAGGCAGCAGAGCUCAUCGCACUCACGGAAGCAUGCAAACUGGCUACUGGUAAAACACUCACAGUCUACACUGACUCCAGAUAUGCAUUCGGUGUAACUCAUGAUUUUGGUGCCCUUUGGCAACACAGAAACUUCCUCACAUCCUCUGGUAAAAAGAUAGCACACCAUGGUCUCAUCACAGAUCUUCUAUCUGCGAUUUUGCUCCCAAAAACGGUGGCUGUAUGCAAAUGUGCUGCACACACACGUGCUACGGAUGUGGUGUCUCGGGGAAACGCCAAAGCAGACACAGCGGCUAAAGCUGCAGCUCGCUUACCACCUCCUCUUUCAAACAAACAAUUGGCUGCACUCACAUCUGACAUGUCCUCCUCUCUUUCUGCAGUACAGUCCACUGCUACUCCUCCUGAGAUCUCCCUAUGGAAGAAGUCCGGUGCUAUUUUCCGAGCUGGUGUGUGGUAUGGUCCUGACAACAAACCCUGUUUGCCAAAACAUUUCUUUCCCCAUUAUGCUAAGUUAUCUCAUGGCAAAGAUCACACAUCUAAAAUGGGGAUGUUAUCUAUGAUAACAGAACAUUGGUUCACGAAAGGUUUCUCCACCUAUGCUCAAAAGUACUGUCAGGCAUGCGUAAUCUGCGCCACACACAACGUUGGCAGGCCAGUGGCUGUAACCAGCCAGGCAGCUCACCAACCACCUACUCGACCUUUUGAACAUCUGAUGAUGGACUUCAUAGAGCUGUCACCAUCAGAAGGUAAAUCUCACUGCUUAGUGAUGGUCGACAUGUGGUCAAAAUGGGUUGAAGCUUUCCCUGCCUCAAAACAAACUGCAAGUGUGGUCACCAAAGCAUUGUUAAGAGACAUUAUUCCACGAUGGGGAAUUCCUAGCAGGAUUUCCAGUGACAACGGCAGACACUUCGUAAACGAAGCUGUCAAACAACUCGGUUCUCAUCUAGGUAUGGAUGUGCGAACACACUGUGCAUAUCAUCCAGCCAGUGGUGGAGCUGUGGAACGAGAGAACGGCACACUCAAAACUAAACUUGCAAAGUGCUGUGAAGACACAGGUCUUGCAUGGACAAAAGUCCUGCCUCUGGUGCUGAUGUACAUGAGGAUGAGAAAACGAACAAGGUCUAAUCUUUCACCUUAUGAGAUUCUUUUUGCAACUCCUCCCCACAUUGGUGUGGCUCCUCCAUCUUCUCCGCUUCCAUCCACAGACUUGUGUGAUGAUAACAUGUUGUCUUAUUGUGCUAACCUAACUUCGUCUCUUUCAGACAUCAGGAGACAGGUGACCUCCUCCCUUCCUCAUCCAGCUACUGAACCGCUUCAUAACCUCCAGCCAGGCGACUUCGUGGUGGUCAAGGACUUCCGGAGAAAGAAUUGGCGCUCACGCAGGUGGCAAGGGCCUUACCAGAUACUGCUCACAACCUACACAGCCGUGAAAGUUGCUGAAAGAGCCACCUGGAUCCACGCCAGCCAUUGCAAACGAGUACCAUCUCCAUCGGACCAGCUGACGCCUUCAACUGAAAGCAUACACACUGAUACUCCCACUGAUUGA
Molecule: messenger RNA, 4490 nt
Organism: Platichthys flesus (European flounder)
Lineage: Eukaryota; Metazoa; Chordata; Actinopteri; Pleuronectiformes; Pleuronectidae
Product: protein NYNRIN-like
Exons: 1
Coding region: 165-4490 (1441 amino acids)
Biological process (GO): DNA integration; proteolysis
Molecular function (GO): RNA-DNA hybrid ribonuclease activity; nucleic acid binding; aspartic-type endopeptidase activity
Source: RefSeq, a predicted model, not a curated record